AUGAAAUCUAUUCUUUCAGUCAAUGCUGGGUCGUCCUCAGUGAAAAUCAACUUCUACACAUUUGAGAAUCCGCCGAGAAGCAUUGCGGAUGCGGAGAUCUCCGGGAUCACCGCGCCUCCACCCACGUUCAAAUACCAACAAGGCGAUAAAAAGCACAAAGAGCAGGUCGAUGAGAAACUUGGUACGCCUCAGGAAGCAUUCAAUUACCUAUUGAAGCGUUGUUUCGAAACUGCCGAGCUCUCCGAAAUUACCAGCGUCGACGACCUACAAUAUAUCUGUCACCGAAUCGUGCACGGAGGUGACUACCGCGAAGCAGUCGAGAUCAACGACGAGACUUACCACCAUUUGGAAUCAUUUGAAGACCUUGCACCACUGCACAAUUUUUCCGCACUGGAAAUAGUUCGGCAUUGCAGAACUGAGCUUCCCAAGGUCAAGAGCAUUACCUUCUUCGACUCCGCCUUCCACCACACGAUCCCAGAACCGGUGCGCACAUACGCGAUCAACCAAGAAGUCGCCAAGGCGAAUGGUCUACGCAAAUAUGGAUUCCAUGGAAUCAGCUACUCAUUUAUUCUACGAUCCGUGGCGCAAUUUUUGAACAAACCAGCUGAAAAGACAAACCUCAUUGUGAUGCAUAUUGGAAGUGGGGCUUCUAUCUGUGCCAUCAAAGAUGGACAAUCCAUCGAUACAUCAAUGGGACUCACUCCCUUGGCGGGAUUACCUGGUGCAACCCGCAGUGGAGAUAUCGAUCCAUCGUUGGUAUUCCACUAUACGAAUGAAGCGGGGAAACUCAGCCCAGCUAGCACGAAGGAAAUGCACAUCAGCACGGCUGAGGAAAUCCUGAACAAAAAAUCAGGAUGGAAAGCACUCACAGGGACAACUGAUUUCUCCGAGAUUGCAGUGCCGAACCCACCUACCAAGGCCCACAAGCUUGCAUUCGAUAUUUUUGUUGACCGCAUUCUCGGCUACAUCGGGAAUUACUAUCUCAAGCUCAAUGGACAGAUAGACGGUGUGGUGUUCUCUGGUGGGAUCGGCGAGAAGAGCGCCCUCCUGCGGAAGACGCUGGUCGACAAGUGCCAUUGUUUGGGACUGGGGCUUGAUGAUGCCGCUAAUGACAAGGGGCCCGGGGAUGGGGAGACGGUCAAAGAUCUUUCCCAGGGCUCCGGUAAGGGGCCCCGGGUUUUGGUUUGUCAGACCAACGAGCAGGUAUGUCUAAGAUCUUGA
This is a messenger RNA of Penicillium salamii, 1221 nucleotides long. The record is from the annotation of a GenBank genome assembly. Lineage: Eukaryota; Fungi; Ascomycota; Eurotiomycetes; Eurotiales; Aspergillaceae.